AUGAAUAGUAUAUCUAUUGAUGUUGAAGAUACUAAAUCUAGUGAUUUUGUUGAUGGAGAAGAUGAGGAUGAUAUUUCUGAAUUUUCUGAAGUUGAAGACUAUGGAAUUGAUCAAAUCAAGUUACAAAUAGCUAUUGAAAAGAAGGGUAAGAAAACUUCUACUUCUAAAACUAUAACCAUUAAACCAGUUGAAUAUAUUACUGUUAUAGAAGGAAUUAAUAAUGCUGUUCAAAAAGCACUUAAGAAUAGAAAUAUCAAGCCAGCAGAUUACAGUAUGUCAUAUAAAGCAGUAAAUGCGCGUGGCCCUUCAAGUACAUUAGAAGAUAAAUUGGAUUUUAAUGAAUUUAUUGAAGAUUAUAAGAAAAUCAUUGCUGCAGGCAAGAAAGUGUCAAUAAUAAUUGUAAUUGGUGAUGAUUCUACAAAUGAAAAAACAAAAUCAAAGCGUUUAAAGGCUUCUGACAAAAGUGAUUCCUCAGCUUCUGAUGAAGAAAGAAAUCAAAGAAUAUUAUCAAAUUCUAAAAAGAAAAGAAAGUCGCGUGCUAUUCAAGAAAAUGAUUUAUCUAAAGAAGAACAAACAAGAGCGGGAAUCAUAGCUGCUUUAUGUGAAAAAUACAAGUGUGAUAUGCAUAAUACACCAUGCUUUAUUCAAGAAAAUCGCCAUUUACAACUAAAUCCAGCUAGAUUACAGCUUUGGGCACGUGAAAUUCAUAAUAAAAAUACUACUUAUGACGUUCCUCAAACAUUUCCAACAUUCAAUGCAGCAUUGGGCACGUUGGUAAACAAAAAUAAUGAUACACAAAUACCAACUAUAGCGUCUACUACAUCUACUACACCUGUUAAUCCUAUUGUGAUUCAAAUGCCAUAUCCUUAUUCUCAUUCUCCUUCAAAUACAUCUAUUCAUCCAACAUCUAUUCAUCCAAUAUCAUCACCUACUACAAAUCAUGAAUUACCUUCAGUUACUGAAUUUUUUCUUAACUUAGAUCAAAAAUAUAAUUGUAAUAAUGAAUUGUUAAAAUUGGGUGGCAAAAAAACAUUAGGCAAGCAGCACAAAGAUAUUGAUUGA
Messenger RNA from Rhizophagus irregularis DAOM 181602=DAOM 197198, 1062 nucleotides. The record is from RefSeq and is a predicted model, not a curated record. Lineage: Eukaryota; Fungi; Glomeromycota; Glomeromycetes; Glomerales; Glomeraceae.